GAAUUAUUUGACUAUGCUUGUUUGGAGUUGUUUUUCUGAAUGUACUUAUAUAUUUUGAUUAGAAACAUGAUCAAUUUGAUGAGGCUGAUGCCAUGAAAGUCGAAGAACAAGCUGCGCAAAUUGAGAAGGAUCUUAUUAUGAAGGAAAAGGAAACUCUUGAUGUUUUAAAAGAGCUGGAAAUGACCAAAAAGAUUGUUGAUGAACUCAAGCUGAAAUUACAGAAAGAAGCUGCUGAAGCAAGCAAAAGUCAAGAGUUCGAUUCCGAUGGUGAAACUGUUUCCCAAGUGAAAGAAUGUUCUUCCAAAGAUACUGGUGACGGGGUCGAUGUGAUAGGGUCGAAUGCUGGUGUAUCAAAGCAAUCACCAGGUUCCAUUUUAAUGGAUUUGAAGUUAGCAAAGGUGAGUUUGAGCAAGACAACUAGUGAUCUGGCUGGGAUUCGAUCUUCGAUUGAAUUGCUUAAUAGUAAAAUAGAGAAGGAGAAGUCGAUGCUUGAGAAGACCCGGCAGAAACUAGCUGCAAAUACUGCUGAGGUUGCAAAUUUGGAAGAAGAGUUGAACCUAACAACACAGAAGCUUCAAGCAGUCAGAGAUACGGAAAGUAACCAGUCUCUAGAUCCGUCUGAGAUUUCAAGGAAGAUCAAAGAAUUGAACUGUGAGACCGAGCAAUUCAAGAAGAUGGCUGAGGCUGCUAAAUCUGAAGUCUCGAAACUUACUUCUGAAAUCGAGCAGGCAAAGGCUAGCAUGAAGACUGCUGAAGUCAGGUGGCUAGCAGCUAAAAAGAUGGAGGAAGCAGCCCGAGCUGCUGAAGCCUCUGCACUCGAGGAGAUGAAAGCACUGACAAACAGUGAUAACUUGAGCGGAGAUCUCCAGAACUCCUCUGCAGUGACGCUCCCGAUUGAAGAGUACAUCAUUCUGACACGUAAAGCCGAAGAGGCUGAAGUAGCAUCAAAGAAGAAAAUCGAAGCAGCUAUGCUUAAAGUAGAAGAAGCAAAUCAGUCAAAGCAGGAGUUGCUACUCAGGGUGGAGGAAGCGAAGAAGGAAGUGAAAACCAGUCGGAAAGUUCUAGAGGAGGCCCUAAAGAGAGUAGAAGCUGCAAACAUGGGAAAGUUAGCAGUUGAAGAAGCUCUGAGGAAGUGGAGGUCAGAGCAUGGCCAGAAACGGCGGUCUCUUCCUAAUUCCACCAAAUUCAAGAAUGCAGGACCAGUUCAUCAUCGAAGAGACUCCCGAAUGCUUGACGUGAAUGGUUUGAGUUUGCUCGUGCCUGAACGGUCAAAGAGCGUGAUGACAUUGGGGCAAAUACUUAGCAGAAAGUUGUUGAGCCCUGAAGAUCAUGGCUUGGAAAUUCAGGAGAAUACUAAUGUUAAGCUGAAGGUUUCCCUCGGCCAAAUUCUGAAUAAGAAUGUCAUUUCUCCCCCGAGGACUCACGAGAAGAAGUCCUCUGCAAAGAGAAAGAAGUUCGGCUUUGUAGGAUCAAUUAUAUUGGCUAAUCAAAGCAAGAAAAACAAGAAGAAGAGGAAGCAGAGUUGCAGCAGCCCAAAGUAGACAGACCAGUAUAUCAAUGACUUUAGGGAUUUUAUAGGCUAG
Dioscorea cayenensis subsp. rotundata (Guinea yam) is the source of this 1583-nucleotide messenger RNA. RefSeq names its product WEB family protein At2g38370-like. Bases 93 to 1541 code for a protein of 482 amino acids. NCBI's taxonomy places the organism in Eukaryota, Viridiplantae, Streptophyta, Magnoliopsida, Dioscoreales, Dioscoreaceae. The transcript has a single exon. The record is from RefSeq and is a predicted model, not a curated record.